AUGCCUGAUUUAUUUGGCCAGGAUGAAGAUGGAGAUACGUAAGACAUAAGUUUCUUUUAUUUGGGGAUUUUUGUACUUUUCCACUUAUCAUGAUUGCAUACUACAUGUUACCCAAAUUUCAACCUUGAGAAGGCUCGCCAACGCAAUUUUUUUUAAAUUGAGCUAUAUUUCCGCGGUGGUUUCCACCCGGAAUUUGUUAUUAACCUCUGAGCUUAAGUUCUCUAAUGAUGUUUUAUCCCGGGUUACAACACCAACAACUCGCAAACCUACAAUUUCAUCAUUAGCAUCUUUGACUACGGUCGCCUAGGAAAGUAUACCGGCUCUCUGCUGCUAAUAGCGUCCCACCCACGAGAAACGCAGCUAUAAAAAUUGCUUACAUCACAUCACCACAUGAUGUUCUGCUGUGAUUGCAUUUUUAAGGUGUUACUGACUGUUAUAUGCAUACAAACGCAAAAAAAAUCUGUUGUAAAUGUUGUCUGAACCAGCACCAACAUGCAGUAAUGCAUUCUUCUACUGAUUCAGUUUAGACGUCUCAAGACGUCUAUCAGGGGCGCCUAAUGCGAUAAAGCGUAUCGUAACCUACGCGACGCAUGUUUGGGAAGUCUUGCCUUUUUGGUUGAUACAGUAAAAUCUCGAUAUAACGAAGGGCAAAGGCCGGACUGGCAAAAUUUGUUCGCUAUACCGAGGUUUCGUUAUAUCAAGGUUCUUUUUUAUAUACUUUACUAUUACUGGGGUAAAGAAAAUCGUUCGUUAUAUUGGUUAUACCGAGGACUUUGUUCUUUAGAAGUUCGUUAUAUCGAGGUUCCACUGUACAAAACAACAUUCAUUGAAUAAAGAAAAGCGGGGAAACUUUAACAUUCAAAGAAGCUGAUUUCAUAGAACUUUUAAUAUUAGUCUAACUUCAGCUGCCCGAGAGGCGAAAGAGAUGGCUUGGAACCGUUCAUGUGUAAUUCAAUGAUUUGGUUACGUAUGAUCUAACUUGGGAAACAGGUUCAAACCAGGGUUAAUGGUUUAAACCAGAAGUAUAUCAUCGAACUUAGGCUUCACCGAUUUCGAUGAGGGAAAAAUCGAAAAAAAAAAAUUCAAGCGAGGGUUGAAUUCUAUGGUCAAUAGCAAUGUGUGAUGUCUGAAAUAAUAAGUCAUAUAGUUCAAAAAUGAAUGAUUGGUUAAGUUAAGAAAAUAAGACGACUUUCCAUCAUGUAAUUUAUCAAGCAUGAGACGCAGUGUUUCAUCACCAGAUGAAACACCGAGAAGAGAGUUGAAAAUACNCAAGCAUGAGACGCAGUGUUUCAUCACCAGAUGAAACACCGAGAAGAGAGUUGAAAAUACGACGUGCGCGCAGCGGAGUAUGUUUGACAAACUUCGACGUAUUCACAUCUGGUGAUGAAACACGUGUCGAAUGCUUGAUAUUUCUUCUCAAACAAAAUGAUUUUAGCAGGAGAAAUUAAGGAUGCAAAAAUGAGCGGUUUUUUAUCUGAUUUCUAAACGCUCAUAUUUAAACAUUUUAAAUUUCCUCUAUAGUAUAUCAUUCUUGUAUGAGAAACCCACGGUGACGUUUUUGUUGUAUAACAUAGUCCUGAUAUAAUAAUAUUCGUGGUCAUUCUUAUGGAAAGUAGUAGAAAAAACAUUGUGAUGUAAGACACGCUGUCAGUAAUGCUAAGAGGAGAUAAAAUGCGGAAAUCAAAAUCCAAACAGCCAAUCGUAAUAACUUCCUGUCAGUCUUUAUCAUGUCUAUGCUCGGAGCAAGCAAUUCCAGGAACUGACGAUGUAUAAUGACUGGGACAAUGCGCAUGUGGGCAUGUACAUUCUCAGACGGUUCAAAGUGAUCAUGAGUAACCACGGCGACCCGGAAUACCGUAAAAUUCCGAAAAUAAGCCCCGGGGCUUAUAUUUUUCAAAGGCCCUUUUUGAGGGGUUUAUUUUUGGAGAGGCUUAUAUUCGGAGGGGUUUAUCUAUGGAGGGAAAUUUGCGUUUCAAAAUCGAUUGGGCUAACCUUAUAGUUGGAAGUAAAUUUACCGUUGUUUGCUUUGUUUUACUUUGUAUUUGCGGGCAAUUUUCCACGUACAAGCCCCUGGGGAGCUUAUAUUUGGAGGGGCGAUUUAACGGAGGGUUUUCGCGUUACCGGUUUGGGGGGCUUAUAUUUGGAGGGGCUUAUUUUCGGAAUUUUACGGUAUCUGAGUUUCUAAGAUUCAGGUUAUGGAAACUGUCGCAAAAAGAUCUGGGUGUCAGAGUUAUUUUCUUCUUUUCUUCCAGGUUUCUUCACAUAGCUGUUGUCCAGGGAGACCAACCGCUGACCGAAUUUUUCAUACAAAAAAUGAAGUCUAGGGGAGUUGAUAUUUAUAACAAGCUUAGACAGGUACAAAUACAUCCGUGCAUUUUGCCACCUAUUUGCACUUAGUUCACUGAACUUAGCAUCGGAUAUUUAAGGCUACUUUCACACGGCAUCGGAAAAUUCGUGCGUUUAUUUGUUUCGUUCACUCAGAACCGGCUUAUCCGUACGAAACUUUAGCCGCCCAGCCGUUCAAAGUUCCGUGUGAACGGAGCGAAAAUAUCGAACGGUCCCGUGUGAUGGAGGCGACUGGUCAAAUUUUUUAACUGGUCGAAAAUUCACAGGGUCCGCGUGAACGUACUUAAGUCAAAAGGAUAUUGUUGUGUUUGAUUGCAAAACAUUUUAAAAAAUCGUUUCAUUAGAAAAAAGGCAUAAAUUCCUAGUGUAACUACAGUAUAGCCUGCGAGCAAAGUAGACUCGCGAGAGGCACGCUAGAGGAGACGCGAAAGCCCCUCUGCCCCUCGUGGCUUCGCCGCUCGCUCGCGCGUUCUCGCACGGCUUGCUUGCCCAAAUAGGAAAGCUUGCUCGCAGGCUAGUGUAACGAUUACCUUGAUACUUGUUCUUCUAGACACCACUUCAUCUUGCCGUAAUAACGCACCAAUUAUACAUAGUACGAAAACUUAUAGAAUGCGGAGCUGAUGUUAAUCUUAUGGACAGACAUGGUCAGACCGCUUUACAUUUGGCAUGUCAAGAAGAUGACCUGAACUGUGUUUAUGUCAUCCGUGAUGCCAGCCAGAUAAGCCGCGUCAAACUGAGGUUGGACUUGAAAAAUUCUCAAGGUAGGUAGUUCAAGAAGGAGAUUUCUAACACUGCAGAAAGCUCCGAAAAGAAUUCCGAGCUUGAGGUGAGAAUCGAACUCACGACCCUCUGAGGGCAAGUUCGGAUGCUCUAGCCACUGAGUUACGGGGGUUCUAUGGCGAGUAGGGUCGAAAAUUUAAUAUAACUACACUAGUUUGAGUUGUGACGUAACACGUGGAAGGGACGUCUGCUAGUCGAGUAGACCCGCGUGUAUACUGAUCGGCCUCGAGCUUUUUUUGGCGUUUUUAGUUGUCCUUUGCAGAACUGGUCACUCGGCUUGGAUACAAUUUAGCAAAGGCUAGCUGGAUGAAAAGGCAUUCAAGCGUUCAUUAAGAUCACAAAGUUUUGAGUACGAUCGGGCAAAGCCUUGCUUGUUUAAUUCAAACGUCUUUUAAGCCCUAGAGGUAGUCAUUUCGAUUAAUUUUCAAACAGAACAAUGAAACUAGAAAUGCUUCACUCGAUCGCAUUCAAAGCUUUGUGAUCAGAAUGAACGCUUGGGUGCCUCGCCAGCUAGCCAUCGAGCCGUUGCUAAGUGGUAUCCAGGCACGCGACCAAGUUCCGUAAAAGGACCUAUGGUUAAGGGCCAAUGACUUCGACUUGUCACGGUCCACAUUCUCGUCCCCAGAGCUACUCGGCUUAAUUGUUAACGGACCAGUGGUCUUCAGAGGCCUCUCGUUUCAAGAUCACGUGACCAAGAAACGACGGGCUGUGGGAACGAGAAUACACGGUCCAUAAAAGGUGACUAAAAGGCCAAAAAAAGAACUUGGCUAAUAUUAAUAAAGGAUAUUUACCAAUAUUAAUAAAGGAUAUUUACCAAUAUUAAUAAAGGAUAUUGACCUUUUCUUCUUUGCAGGUUUGACAGUCCUCCAUGUCGCCAUUUUAAAGGGCAGCAAAAAGUUGAUAGGAACCAUCCUUGAUAUGGGAGCUGAUAUUAACCAGCAGGUCAGUAUUAUAUCAUAUUUAUUUGCCAAAACAGAGUGGAGGAAAAAAAUUUCUGAGAAUGCAUUCCAAAACAAGCCAGUUUUAACUCAAGGUUUAGGUAGUAAGAGAAAAGGAAUUUAUUAUUCAUCUCAGGGUGAUUUCUUUUGUUUUAUUCCCUUAAGCUUCAGAGCCAGAUAAUAUUGAAGUUAUUCUAUCGCCACUAUAAGCCUCGACUUCGUCCGUUUCAUUACUCACUGGAACAGAAUGCGGAAGGCGGAUUUUUACUUUCUAUAUUUGGAAAAAACUCUCUAAGCAGGCUAAAAGUAAAUAUCAAACACGAGAAGCAGUGUUUCAUCAAAUAUCAAAGCGAAUAAAGAGAGCUGAAAACGCGAGGCGUGGAGUAUAUGAUUUUUUGACGCAGUUUAAGGUGUUUGAUAUUGUAUUAAAACAAAUGUGUCAAGUGUUUGAUGCAACUUUUUCGAAGAAAGUCGUUCUAGAUGAGAAAUUAAAGAUGCAAAACGAGAAUUUUUUCGUCAGAUAUCAAGAAAUGUCACGAUGAGUUUGAGAAAUUUUGAGAAUCAACUUUUUAACAUUGCUCUUUAUAAACUCAGGAUUCCAACAGUGGCCGCACUUCAUUACACCACGCAGUGGAAGCUGGAAAGUAUCCCGUGGUAGAGUACUUGAUAACACGUGGCGCUGACGUAAAUAAAGUUACAUUCGCUGGAAACACGCCACUUCACACGGCAAGCGGGCGCGAAAUGGACGACAUGGCGAAGCUUUUAAUGACGCAUGGCGCUAACGUUAACAUUGCUAACCGUGAAGGGGAUAUCCCUAAAGUGGUGCGAACGAGUGAGCAGGUAGAUAUUUACAGCUUAAUGACUAGUUCUGAGGGAAAAGAAUUUCGAUUUUCUCGAAGUUAACAAGAUUAGCCGGUUUCCCGAAGGGCCCUUAACAAGUGACCAUUAAAAAGUGAUUUCUUACAACUCAACAAAGCUAUCAGUAGUUCUAUUACAAAAGUCAAUUGGCCGCCAUCAACUUUUGCGGUUGAAAGUACACUGCUACUAAUAAGUUACUUUACCUGCUCAGAGAGUUUUGCGGGAAAUAGUUUCAUUGCUAGACUUCAUAUGUUACCUCAAAGAAGCCAAUGGCAGCGCUUGCUUUUGAGUAGCAAAAUAGGAAAUGUUUCGGAAGGGCUGCUGUGUAGAGUAGGCAGCACAAGUAAGAUAUCACCCGAAAGCUAUCCACUAGUACCCGUGUCGUCUUCAGUUGCCACAACAAAGAGCGCCGGGGAACAGAUUUUCAUUACCAUGACAACAGUCGCGCGGUGUUCGAAUACGGAAGAGGGUCAGGUCCCAGUUUUUCAAAUAACACUACCCACCUGGCCACGGUUGCUCAAACGUAGGAUAGCGCUAUCCACCGGAUAAAUCUCUAUCCAGUGGAUAGCGCGAAGAGUUUUAUGUCGAUGGGUGUUAAGCUAGUGUUACGACAACCAAGGGCGCUCUCCGCUGGAUAGUAGGGACUUUACGAUAGGACGACGCGAAGGCAGCGAAAACGUCGCGUCAAAAAUGAAUUUGCGUUCUUUCGGUCUUUAUCGCUAUUAUUCCAACUCACUUACUUUGUCAAAUGUAGGCGAACCCUCCCGGAGUUGAAUUUCUAAGAGCUAUAUUCAAGUUUGGAAAGAGAAUAACAUUUCGUCGUGGCCUGUUUACGUUCCCCAGAAAAAGUGAAAUUAGGCAAUUUCACGUCGUAGUCGUGCAAAAACGGCUAUGAAAUGUACAAAAAAGUGAGAUGUACGUGCAAAUUUGUUGUUUUGCCUACUAGAUCUAUUGUUGUUUUGGACGUUCUCGUUGCCGUCGCGUCGUCGGAUCGUAAAAAUAACGAAACAAAAAACCGAUAGGUUUAGAUUGGCAAAAUAACAACUUUGCACGUGCAUCACGCUUUUUUUGUACAUUUCUUUGCCGUCGUUGCACGACUACAACGUGAAAGUGUCUAAUUUCACGUUUUGUCGCGGACGGGAACACAAAACAACAAUUUUCCUUUUCUUUUCCUGAACUUUGAUACAAUCCUUUAGAAUACAACUCCAAAGAAAUUUGCCAACAUUUGACGAAUUAAACGAGAUGGAGUAGAGCGCGAUUAAGUUUGAGACAGCGCGAAUUCCGCACUUUUAAAGUGACGUCUUCGUAGCAGUCGCCGUUGUCGUUGCAUAAGCCCCUCAUUGGCGGAAUUAUCAGGGGACAGAACCAUCUGACUUUUGAACAAUGGGGUCUGAAAUUAAGGAAGUAUGUACAAGUAAGUAUGAGAAAGUCAAAUGUUGGAGCUGGUAGCAGCAGCGGGGUAGCCCGGCAUUCCUGAUAUCGCGGGUUAAAAAAUGUGUCAAUGUCGUUAAAUGAUAUCGAAGGGCUUGAAAGGUACAAGUUACCCAUAGAUGAAUAAAUAAUAAAUAAAUAAAUAAAUAAUAAUGAUUUGGAGGUAGCACAUCGGUUCUUCGUCUACCUAAUUCCUGGUCGAAUUGGAAUUUGGAAAUGCUGGUUUUUGAGAAGAGGGGAAAACCGGAGUACCCGGAGAAAAACCUCUCGGAGCAAAGGAGAGAACCAACAACAAACUCAACCCACAUAUGGCAUUGACGCCGGGAUUUGAACCCGGGCCACAUUGGUGGUAGGCGAGCGCUCUCACCACUGCGCCACCCUUGCUCCCCAUAGUACGUUUUCCUCACUCCGUCCUUUUCUUUUCAGGCAAAAAGGCAGUUCCGUUCAAAUCAAAAAGAAAGUAAACGAAGAAAAAGAUGAUUUCGCAGAGGGGCUUGCGGUAAUUUCCAAACGCCGUCACACUUAAAACAAAGGCAUUGAACUCAUUUACAUGGCGCCAGGAGCUUGCAUGAGCUUGCAUGAGCUUUCUUAAAUAAUGAGCAACUGAAAAAGCAACAAACAUUGUAACAACCACACUGAAAACCACAAAAACGAAGACGCAGCGAAGAAGUAUUAAUCCAGGAUUAUAAAGAAAAAGGCCAUCAAUGCUAAUGGCUGCGAUGGAACUAAAGAACACACAAGGAAAUAACAGGAAGAGUGAAAAAUACAAGACUCGAUGUUUAGGGUUAGGAUUGUAGUUAAUUUUUACCUCAGGUAAUUUUUGUUUUUCUUUUGUUUUUGGGUAUGAUAAUGUAUGCUGAUCAAGUUGAAGCAAAAGAAAAACAGAAAUUACCUGAGAUAAAAAAUUAACUACAACAUUCACGUUCAAGAGAAGUUCAUGUUAUGCGGUCGGGGUCACCAGCAAACAGUUGAAAUUACACAGUAGUAACAGAAAGGCAGAACGCUAUUGAGGACAAUAAAGUUGAUUUAUUUUU
Messenger RNA from Porites evermanni, 7387 nucleotides. NCBI's taxonomy places the organism in Eukaryota, Metazoa, Cnidaria, Anthozoa, Scleractinia, Poritidae. The record is from the annotation of a GenBank genome assembly.